This is a messenger RNA of Salpingoeca rosetta, 1545 nucleotides long. RefSeq lists its product as uncharacterized. Gene Ontology annotation, cellular component: mitochondrion; plasma membrane; lipid droplet. NCBI's taxonomy places the organism in Eukaryota, Choanoflagellata, Craspedida, Salpingoecidae. The coding region runs from base 100 to 1353 and encodes 417 amino acids. The transcript has 11 exons. The record is from RefSeq and is a predicted model, not a curated record. Gene Ontology annotation, biological process: glycolipid biosynthetic process.
CAUACACUGACUGACUGGGCAGGAGCAACAACACGCACUCCUCACUCACCCCCCAUCACAUCAAUAUCGCAUCUCAACAUCGCAUCUCAACAUCUCAUCAUGAGCGAGGCGAAGAAGACGCAGCAGCCGCGGGCUGUGGACAUUGUUGUGUUUGGAGCCACGGGCUUUACGGGCCAGUAUGUUGUGCAGUAUUUGCGGGGUACUGUCCAGGACAAGUCCAUUGCCAUCUCCGGUCGAUCGGCGGACAAGCUUGCGGCACUGAACCGGAAGCUGGGCACCAACUACCCUGUGAUUGUGGCAGACGUCAAGGAUGAGGAGAGCAUCGUCGCCAUGGCGCAGCAGGCGCGGGUGUGCCUCAACUGUGUCGGCCCAUACCGGUUCUUCGGCGAGCCUGUCGUCAAGGCAUGCGCUGCCGUCGGCACGCACUACCUCGACAUCUGCGGCGAACCAGAGUUUAUCGAGCGCAUGGAGUACCUCUACGACGAGCAAGCUCGCCAAACGGGAGCAACAAUCAUCAGCGCGUGCGGAUUUGACAGCAUCCCCGCAGAUCUGGGCACCAUGUUCACUGUGAAACAGUUUACAAACGGCCAGAUCCCAUCCUCCGUUGAAUCCUUCCUGCAGAUCAAAUCAGGGGAGGCUGGCACGAAGGUCCACUUUGCCACGUUUGAGUCAGCCGUGCAUGGCUUUGCCUCUGCGGGCGAGCUGCGGGAUCUGCGUCGCAAGAAGGGCAAAGUCACCGUCCCCGUCGUCGGCAGGAAGCUCAAGCGCCCUGGCAUGCUGCCGGAGUGGCGCGAGGACGGCCACGGGUACUGCAUCCCCUUCCCCGGAUCAGACGCGUCCAUCGUCCGCAGGUCGCAGCAGUACCUGCAGGCCCACGGUGCCGAGGUGCAGCCCGUGCAGUACGCAGCUUGGUUCAGCCUUCCCAGCGGCUUCUGGACUGGCGUUAUGAUGGCUGCGGGGACGGUGUUUGGGGCGCUGGCCAACUUCUCGUUCGGCCGCUCCCUCCUCCUCAAGUUCCCAGAGCUCUUCACCCUCGGCGUGUUCACUCACGACGGCCCGACGGAGGAGCAGAUGCGCGCCACCAGCUUUGAGAUGAACUUUGUGGCAAAGGGCUACACCUCCGCUGCUGCCGCCGAGGCGCGGGGCGCCCCAGACGUGACGGUGAAGACGCGUGUGAGCGGCCCCGAGCCCGGUUACGUCGCCACGCCCAUCUGCAUCGUGCAAUGCGCGCUCGCUCUGAUCGGAAACGAAGGCAAGGUGCCGAGGGGCGUGCUGACGUCCGCGACUGCGUUUCGCCACACCGACAUCCUUCAGCGCCUUAACGGUGCUGGCGUGAAGUUUGAGGUGCUGUGAUUCUCGUUGACAGCAUUCAUAAAAGCCGUUCCCUUAAACCCUGCAGCGUUGUUUUGCUGCUGCUUGUUUUGUAUUGUUGUUUUUCGGGCGUGUGUUGCCAACCACCAACACCAACAAGGCCUCAUCCAAACACGAACAGCCCACUACCCCACCUCCUGCCAUUGUCACCUCAACAUCGGUGUUCAAGUCCAC